Python bivittatus (Burmese python) is the source of this 1539-nucleotide messenger RNA. RefSeq names its product cytokine receptor like factor 2 (gene CRLF2). Gene Ontology annotation, molecular function: cytokine receptor activity; protein binding. Gene Ontology annotation, biological process: cytokine-mediated signaling pathway. Gene Ontology annotation, cellular component: external side of plasma membrane. NCBI's taxonomy places the organism in Eukaryota, Metazoa, Chordata, Lepidosauria, Squamata, Pythonidae. The record is from RefSeq and is a predicted model, not a curated record.
GCUUAUGUUGCUGUAGUGUUUUGGGCCUACCUGCUAAUUUCUCAGUUAUGGGCACAAAGAUUAUGUCCCCCCACUGGACUUUCUGAUGAGGAGGACAUCUCACAAGACAAAGAUGCUUCAUACUAUCAAUCCUGCAUAAAUUAUAAAAUAAAAAAUAUCCAUAAUGAGCAGAUGGAGAUCUUGUGGAAUCCUACAGAAAUGUUUCCUGGCAGGAACGUUACAGUGUUUUAUAGGUUUGAAGAGCAGAACUGGAAGCAGUGCAUCCAAUAUAUUCAUGAACAUGGAUACAAUAUCGGUUGUGUUUUUCAACCUGAAGGACGUGAAUUUGAUAUUUCCAUCAGAGAUACAAAUGGGGUACAAGAACUUUACACAGAUUUAAAACUAGAGAGCAUAAAAUUCUUGAAGCCCAAACCUCCUGUAAAUGUAACCUUCCAUUGGAAACAUGACAAAGUGAUCAUAGAAUAUAAGCCACCCUUCUCUCCACAUUGUUAUAUAUUGGAACAUCAAUACAAAAGUGAAUUUGAUGAAGAUUGGUCUAGGAAAAAUGAAAGCUGCAAGUUUGAAAGACAAGGUUUUGAUCCAGAGAAGUGCUACUCCUUCCAGUUUAGACUGAGAUUCAGAUGCAGUGGGUAUUCUUAUCCAAGUGAAUGGGGACCAAAAACACAUUGGAAAAAUGGCAGUUCUGUAGAGUCCUGUGAAGCUGAUGACUUCAACCCAGAAUCAAAUAUUGUUCUCCAGGCAACUUGGGUGAUGGCUGGCCUUCUAAUCAUGACAGCCAUUCUGCUUUAUGUUUGCAGGCUGAAAAAAAUUAGAAAGACACUAAUGCCUGCUAUACCAGACCCUCAAAAUAAAUAUUCUGAUUUGUUCAGUGAUCACAAUGGAAACUUCCAGGACUGGAUUAUUAAAACUGAGAAUGUGCUGCCUGAAACACAGGUGGAAUGUAUAGAAAAAGAAUGUGUAGUUGAAGAGGAAAAAGAGGAAGAUCUCCCACAAGCUAAAGUGGAAGCAAAGUGUUCUGGUGUUAAGAAACUGGAAGUGUAAUUUGUAUCAUGGUGCCCAAUACAUGGUAGAAUGUGUCUCACAAUCACUGCCUGGAGCAACAAGAGAACGUGGACUCAACUGCAACCACUUCGGUUUUGUUCCUAUAGUUUCCUCUGCAUAUACUGUUUGCCAUUCCAUUUUAUGAAUUUUAUGCCUAGAAGAUUCUGAAUGUUAAAUUAUAUGGCCAAAUAGCCAUAAGGAUUGCAACUGUCAUAAGCACAAUUAUAAUUGCAGUUGUCAUAAAUGAUAUUUUUCUAAUCAUUUUAUGUUUUCAUCUUAACUGCUUUUAAAUAUUCAUAUGCUACAUGUAAUUUUAUAAAUACGACUCACAAACCAGAGGCGUUUAGGGGAUUCCCUACUUUCCCCAUGUAUGCAGUUCCCCAGAAGUACUGUUAUUUGUAAAAAAAAUGCUCACUAUGACUCACCUAGAUUGUAUGCACAUUGCUUUGGAAGUUUAGCGGAUGUCUUCUGGCUCUGGAAAUACAAAUAAUAAUUUAG